This is a messenger RNA of Adelges cooleyi (spruce gall adelgid), 351 nucleotides long. RefSeq names its product late histone H2B.L4-like. Gene Ontology annotation, cellular component: nucleosome. NCBI's taxonomy places the organism in Eukaryota, Metazoa, Arthropoda, Insecta, Hemiptera, Adelgidae. The transcript has a single exon. The record is from RefSeq and is a predicted model, not a curated record. Gene Ontology annotation, molecular function: protein heterodimerization activity; DNA binding; structural constituent of chromatin. The coding region runs from base 1 to 351 and encodes 116 amino acids.
AUGAAAAUAUCCGACAAGAAGCGCAAGCCCAAGAGGAAAGAAUCAUACAGUAUGUACAUCUACAAAGUGUUGAAACAAGUUCACCCCGAAUUGAGUAUGUCCACCAAGGCCAUGAAUAUCACGAACAGCUUCGUUACCGAUAUUUUGGAACGCAUCGCCAACGAAGCAAAGCGUCUGACACAUUACAACAAGCGGUCGACCAUCACCAGCCGGGCAAUCCAGACCGCCGCCCGUCUCCUGUUGCCUGGUGAAUUAGCCAAGCACGCUGUCAAUGAAGGCACCAAAGCUGUGGUCAAGUACUUUAGUUCCAAAGAACCUUUUUUUGAUAAUAGUCACGCUACAUCCAUGUAA